GAAUUACAGAAAAUCAAGAUGGCAGCGCCCAUGACUGCAUGAGAAAACUGAAAAGUAGUCUUUAAGAGAUGAUACAUAUUUGUCUAAGAUAACUGAUAUGGGUAAACAGAAAAGAAGUCGACAAAAAUUUCACAACGCAGCAGUAAAACCUAAAGGAGACAAAAAACAGGAAGAUGAGGAUGCUACUUUGGAGAGCAUGGACACUGCUUCCAUGUCUGGUAGAUCAGCCCUGACGAGUAACGUCUUCAAGAACUUAAAGAUUGACAAGGAAGCCUUGGUACAGAAACUUCCGAAUGACUGGGACACCAAGAGUGCCAUUACUAGCACCUCACUGAAGGGACUACAACUAAAGAAGAAGGACCGAAAGAAACUGAGACAUGAACUUCUGGUCCAGAAGUUGGAUGCCGUGGAGGCCGCUAAGAAGGCAGCCAAAGAGAAAAAGAAGAAACAGAGUACGCCAGUGGUGGGGGACAUUGGAUUGCUGGGAGAGGCCCUCCCCACACUGGACAUGCUCCUCAAAAGUGACGAGCACAAGAAAAAAGAAAGUAAUAAAGAGAAACCACGAAGUAUACCUAAAGAGAAAAAAAGACAGAAGCAAAUGAUGAAAGACAUUGAGUUAUUUCGCCAAGUUUAUACCCACCCAUCCUAUGCAGAGAAUCCAAGGGGAACAAUUCAUGAACAUUUACAAAACAAACUCAAACAGGAAAAUGAAAUGGAUUUAUAGCACUCAAUAGUUUUCCUGGAAAAGUAAAUCGCUUACAUGGCCUAUAAUGCUAUUUUAUUUGAGACUUGUCACUUGUGCAAUUGUUAUGUUUAAAGUAUUAUUCUUAAUACUUGAAGUAAAACUAACUAAUUGUUUUAUAUCUUUGUCAAUAUUAUAGUUGAAAUGUUUUUGUAUAUUAACAAAACACAUGUGUGAGUACAUGUUUGCAAAAAUAAAAGAUGCUCUAAU
Magallana angulata is the source of this 952-nucleotide messenger RNA. RefSeq lists its product as uncharacterized. Lineage: Eukaryota; Metazoa; Mollusca; Bivalvia; Ostreida; Ostreidae. The record is from RefSeq and is a predicted model, not a curated record. Gene Ontology annotation, biological process: maturation of SSU-rRNA from tricistronic rRNA transcript (SSU-rRNA, 5.8S rRNA, LSU-rRNA). The transcript has 6 exons. Gene Ontology annotation, cellular component: preribosome, small subunit precursor; nucleolus; 90S preribosome. The coding region runs from base 98 to 724 and encodes 208 amino acids.